GCUAAAAUCUGUGCUAGACUGCGAGAUGUACAACCCUAAUGUCGUAACGGUCAUCGAGAUUUAAAAGUGCUGCGGCUUUGUUUCGGUCGCAAAAUGUGGCAAUUUUUCGUAUUUAUUUAAAAAAAACGAGAAUGUCGGAAAAAUUAAAGGAUUAUCAAGUUCUCGAUGUUCUCCGCGGCGGAGCGUUCUACAAAGUUAAGCACAAGGUCACCAACAACAUAUUCGCUUGGAAGGCUCACGAUUGUACUGCGUACUCCGACGAACAAAUACAAAAUAUCGUAAACGAAGUAAAAACGAUAAGUAAAGUGUUAUCUGGCAACUUGCUGCGUUACUACGACACAAUACUUCACAACGCAUCGAAAACUCUGUACUUCGUACUCGAGUACAGCUGCUGGCGCAGCGUGCAGGACCUUGUCGACAUCUGCGCCGCCGCCGAUAAGUACAUUGCGGAAAAUUUCAUUUGGCACUUGUUGCUGGACCUCGCGAGGGCUUGUAAGCUGGUAGAAACCUUUAAUUUCACCGUUAUAAGAAAAUGCAUAACACUGAGCUCUAUUUAUAUCGACGACGGCGGAGAAGUGCACCUCGACUGUUUCCAGCUGGAGCCGACGGUCGGUGGGCCUGCAGACCUUAUGCGCCAGGUCGGAGAUGUGAUCCACACACUCUGCUACCCAAGGCAAACUUGUGAUGGGAAAAUAACCGUGUUUCCGUACAGUGAUGACCUCCAAGAUAUUGUAUCCUUUGUUUCCGAAGAAAGGAAUGCUGGCUUACGCCCCGAAGUAGUUAUUUAUCAUCCGACAAUAUUAUCAAAUGUGGAAGGCACUUCAAAGCCAAAACAUUUGUCCGAAAUAAUUUUGUCAAAUAAAGACCUCAUCCAAAAAUCUGAUUUGAACAAAUGUGACUCAGAAAAAGCUGUAGAAUUGUGUAAGAAUAUUAAACCCUUGCCAAAGUCAAGGUUUAUGAGAGAGGAGAGUCCAAUUUACUCGAAUAUUAGUCCAAAACAAACAAAAGUAAACAAAGAUAUUGACAAUGUCAAGUUGAUAAGAGCUCCUUUAUCCCCCACUCUGGCAGCCUUGGUCUUGGAGCUACCCGGCUAUGUGCCACGCUGCAGAAAACCAUACAGUGAACUUAGAGACACCUUUACCUCUGCUCAGAAAGUAUCGGAAGAAACCCUAAGUCACCAGUGGAUGUCCCGGCUUAUAGCUCUGAAAGAAAAGGAAGAGUUACUAAAUAGAAGGGAGAGAGAUCUCAUAGUUAAGGAAGUUAUGACAAGCCCCAUAAAUAAGUUUGGCUGCAACGAUGAUUCAGAUGUUGGUGAAAGAGGAAGCAAUGGCAUCACCCUGCCGGCCGUCAUCGCCAGCGCCGAGAAAAGCCGCUGGAAGUCGCGUCGGCGUCAGCGCCGCUCAGGCUCCAUGCGUUCGCGUCCUCGCCGGCAGAGUUGUAGCUACGAGGACCUGGACAGCUCCCUGUCGGCAGACACGGGAGAUGGUAGCAUCAUUGUGACAGCUACAAAGUUUACCUUGGACAAUAUGCCUCGUCGCAACAUAUUCCCCGACUUAGAAUCCAAAAGAGUGCAUUUCACACCUUCAAACCCAUUUGUUGGAAGUGAUGAAAGUGUCACACUAACAUUUUAUGACUUGGAUAAUUUAGAAACUGAAGUAAAUCAAAGCACACAAAAUGCAUCAAUGAAAGACAUAACAAAGUUCAAGUAUUUAGAUGUUGCAAGUGUGAGAGAGAAGAGAGCCGCCAAACAAUGGAGUCAUUCCUCCCCAUCCAAGCAGGCUAAAGUGUACAGUGAUGUUUCAAGUCGGAGCAGCUUAAGAAAAACACCGUCAAAGAUUAGCCUCACGUCUCACAGCUCAGUGACUUCGGGGGGUUCCAUAGUGAGUGCAAACAGUCGCUGGAGCGCCGCGCCCCGUUGUACCGAGGUGAGCGCGGGUCGCGUCGCCGACGGAACGCGCUCUAGCUUCAAACAUUACCCGCAAACACCUACUGCACCCACAGACUUAAAGAAAAGUAAGAUCAGGAAAUCAUUGCUAAACUUUAAAACUCCUUUCAAAUUUAAAUCAUCCACCAAGGUUUAACAAUAAGUGGCUUUUGAAAACAUUAAUGUUGUGAU
This is a messenger RNA of Papilio machaon (common yellow swallowtail), 2116 nucleotides long. RefSeq lists its product as uncharacterized. The transcript has a single exon. Gene Ontology annotation, molecular function: ATP binding; protein kinase activity. Gene Ontology annotation, biological process: protein phosphorylation. Lineage: Eukaryota; Metazoa; Arthropoda; Insecta; Lepidoptera; Papilionidae. Bases 132 to 2081 code for a protein of 649 amino acids. The record is from RefSeq and is a predicted model, not a curated record.